Messenger RNA from Mycena citricolor, 250 nucleotides. Lineage: Eukaryota; Fungi; Basidiomycota; Agaricomycetes; Agaricales; Mycenaceae. The record is from the annotation of a GenBank genome assembly.
CUGUCUUGUGAACUCCGACGCUGUCUCCCUCGCUUUGUCCUCGCAAAGUAACUCGGCAACGACGUACAUAUCUGAGUCCUUGACUGAAGGAGACCACUACGAACCUCUCGCCAAGUACCUCAAUGCACGCCUGAAACGCGUGCGCAACGCCUGUCGAGUAAUCGUGGAUUCCAAGGCAGAGGUCUGUGUGGGCGAGACGUCCUUUCCUGCCCUGAAAGACGAAUCCCGAUUGCUUCCCGAGCUAAAUUUC